Molecule: messenger RNA, 7504 nt
Organism: Lampris incognitus (smalleye Pacific opah)
Lineage: Eukaryota; Metazoa; Chordata; Actinopteri; Lampriformes; Lampridae
Gene: zbtb16a
Product: zinc finger and BTB domain containing 16a
Exons: 7
Coding region: 283-2274 (663 amino acids)
Biological process (GO): negative regulation of transcription by RNA polymerase II; regulation of cytokine production; regulation of immune system process
Molecular function (GO): protein binding; RNA polymerase II cis-regulatory region sequence-specific DNA binding; DNA-binding transcription factor activity, RNA polymerase II-specific
Source: RefSeq, a predicted model, not a curated record
ACUUUCUCAGUGUUUGCAUGAAUUCAGUGGAGCGCCGACUGCCUCGGUGCGCUGACGUCACCGGUGUGUUGAUUUGCUCACCCGAAAGAAGAAAGGAGUUAGUGCGUGUGUGAGAGCGGGUGCUGCGAACUGCGUUACUAUGCUGUAGCCCCAGUGCCCACAAAUACGGAGUCAAAACGUGCAACUUAGAUAGAGUUCAUCUUGUUUACAAAGGAAGCUGAAUAUACUGCUGAACGGGAAAGGCAAGCCUCAUGAGUUGGUCUUGUGGAUUGCAGCAACAUUAUGGAUUUAACUAAAAUUGGUAUGAUCCAGCUUCAGAACCCCAACCACCCGACGGCCCUUCUGCAGAAGGCCAACCAGAUGCGUCUGGCAGGGACCCUCUGCGAUGUGGUCAUCAUGGUAGACAGCCAGGAGUUCCACGCUCACCGAACCAUACUGGCCUGCACCAGCAAAAUGUUUGAAAUCCUCUUCCACCGUAGCAGCCAGCAUUACACCCUGGACUUUCUGUCGCCAAAGACCUUCCAGCAGAUUUUGGAGUAUGCUUACACUGCCAUGCUGCAAGCCAAGGUGGAGGACUUGGAUGACUUGUUGUAUGCAGCGGAAAUCCUAGAGAUUGAGUACCUAGAAGAGCAAUGCCUCAAGAUCUUGGAGACCAUCCAGUCAUCAGAUGAAAAUGACACAGAGGUCAACGCCAAUGAUGGAAACACGGAGGAUGAUGAAGAGCGCAAGGGCCGAAACGGAGGCAAGAACUCCAAGAAGCAUUCCAUGGAGACUCCCUUCCUGUCGGGUACCCAGCAAGCCCCUACCCUGGCUGGCGUGGUGGAUCAGAGUCCCUCUGUUUCCACCUCCUUCAGCCUCUCCACCCUAAGCCCUACCAAAGCCGCUGUGGACAGCCUCAUGAGCAUUGGCCAGUCCCUUCUUCAGCAGGGCUUUGGGGGGGAGCAACUAGGCCAUGGCAACUCCCACCACUUGAUGACCGAGAUCAAAACAGAGAUGAUGCAAGUUGACAUGGGUGGCAACAGCAACGAAAGCCCUCACAACAUGGAGUCCAGUGCCUCCAGCAAUGGAGAGAGAAGUGGGGAGGACAGGAACAGAGAUGGACCCGGAACACCUACCAGGAGCAGCGUGAUCACCAGUGCUCGCGAGCUGCAUUACAUCCGUGAUGAAGGCAUGGGUGACCCUCAGGCAGACAUCAGCCAGAUGGGGCUGGAAGCCAUGGCUGGGAUGACAGAAAAGCACCUGGCCUCGCUCUACUCCCUGCCCUCCAACCAUAAAACAGAUAGUGUGAUGUCCAUGCCAGUUUCCAUGGCCUCCUCUCUCCCAAUGUCUCCGGCCUUGGCCAUGUCCAUGGACUUUAGCGCCUAUGGGGGGCUCCUGCCACAAAGCUUCAUCCAGAGAGAAUUCUUCAGCAAGCUUGGGGAGCUGGCGGUGGGCAUGAAACCAGAUAGCAGGAACCAGCAUGAACGUUGCAACGUAUGCGGUGCAGAACUACCAGAUAACGAAGCUGUUGAACAGCACAGGAAGAUGCACAGUGGAAUGAAGACCUAUGGCUGUGAGGUGUGUGGGAAGCGCUUCCUGGACAGCCUCCGUCUACGGAUGCACUUGCUGUCUCACUCAGCUGGUGAGAAGGCCAUUGUGUGUGACCAGUGUGGCGCCCAGUUCCAGACAGAAGAAUCCCUGGAGGCUCACCGGCAGAUCCACACUGGUUCAGACAUGGCCAUCUUCUGCCUGCUGUGCGGGAAACGCUUCCAGAACCAGACAGCACUGCAGCAGCACAUGGAGGUCCACGCUGGCGUUCGCAGCUACAUCUGCAGCGAGUGUAACAGGACCUUCCCCAGCCACACUGCACUCAAGCGUCACCUACGUUCGCACACGGGUGACCACCCAUUCGAGUGCGAGUUCUGCGGGAGCUGUUUCCGCGAUGAGAGCACGCUGAAGGGUCACAAGCGCAUCCACACCGGUGAGAAGCCCUAUGAAUGUAACGGAUGUGGGAAGAAGUUCAGCCUCAAGCAUCAGCUGGAGACCCACUACCGUGUGCACACGGGUGAGAAGCCAUUUGAGUGCAAGCUGUGCCACCAGCGAUCCAGGGACUACUCGGCCAUGAUCAAGCACCUGCGCACCCACAAUGGCGCCUCGCCCUACCAAUGCACCAUCUGCCUAGAGUACUGCCCCAGCCUGUCAGCCAUGCAGAAGCACAUGAAAGGCCACAAGCCAGAAGACAUCCCGCCAGACUGGCGCAUAGAGAAGACGUACCUGUACCUCUGUUAUGUCUGAGGGAGGAGAGAGGGGUGGGUUGGAGGUGUUGGAGAGAGAAUUAACAGGAAGUGGGGGGUUGGGGGAGGAGAUAAGUGGGUUGGAGAAGUAGAAGUACUGAGGAAUGUCACAACAGAGACUUGAAAGCACCGACAGAAAGGGGGGGGGGGGUUCUUCUUCUUUUCAUGCAAAGACUGUAGCGACAGAUGGGGUAGAGGUUGGCGGCGGGACACAGAGCUGAGGUGAUAGUGCCAAGCAGAGGAAGACAUAGACAUGGAGAGAAUUUCUCCACCACUUUUCGGAUUCACCGGGUCAUUCAGUACAUCUGCAACUGUGUGGGUAUUGUUUCAGGUCAUGAUAGACACGUCGCUCUGCAAAUUGCGUGAGCUGGUGGAAGCGACUUCUUUUUUCCUCUCCUUUUCUUUUUUUCAUGUCACAGAUGCUUACGUCAUCACUGGUAAUGACAAGGGAUGAGAUUUUCAAGGGCUAUCUGAUCCUGCACAUCCUUGCCAUCGGGAAUCUCACCCUCCACUCCACUGUGUAUGGCCUCGGCAUCUCAAAUGGGAAAUGAAUGCCCCUCUGUGAAUGCUUUUGACCAGAAGGCCUGCUGACCUUCCAUUUGUUCACAGAAAUCCGUCAGAACGGCAUCCGCCGACAAGAGGACGCCCAAAUCUGUCAGAGCAUGGGAAGUGCCGCGCCAGUCAGAUAGCCCCCGAGAAUUCACAGCAAAGCAGACAUGACAUGGCUUAUGCAGUAAAUGAUACAGUUGAACUGGGCGGAUUGGGAGAGGGGGGAGGUCAAUAACAUACCACAAACCAGUUGUUAAUCUGGCUGCAAGGGUAGGGAGAGGAUGCUUGUGCUGCUUUGGUUGGAAAUCUUUUCCAUCUUCUCAGCUGUCUUCCUUGGUUCCGUGCCUCUGCCGACAGUUCUGCCCAGAGAAUUGAAGUCAGAUUUAUGCCACGUUUUCAUUUUUCAAGUCGUCAUCUUUUGGCUCUGCAUCUUAGUUUAUCAAGGCUUGAUUGCACAGGUAGAACAUUUUACGACAACAGCCUCUGUUUAAUGUUUCUGUCAGAUACAUAUUUUUCAAAGGGGCGGCUAGCUGGAAAAAAAAAGUGUUUUAAAAUGAACAUAUAGCCACUCUGUAAGCUUAUUAUGCCACAUAAACUCAAGCUUGUCCAUUGUCUCUCAGCAAUAGGACUGGACUGGGUAUCGUUAAUGUACAUGUAACCAGAUGACUAUCCGUCAUUUCACACUAAAGAUGAACUUCAGUGCACAAAGUGACUCGCAAAACACUUGUGUCACAAUAACUCAUGAUCUGUCCAUUUGCCGUCGUGAUUAAAGGAAAACAAACAGUGGCUACUUUGGGAGGAGAGAGAGUGCCGUUUCUUGGAAAACUAGCGGUGAAUGUUUCUGAGAUGUGCUUGUAUUGCCUUAGCUGUGAACCUUAACGCUUGUCAACGGUGGGUUUGGCGGGCGUUAAAGCAGGUCAUAGAUUUGUUGUAUGGCAUUAAAACGUGAAUGUGAAAUAUUGCAGAGCUGUGUUUUUGAUCCAGCUGUAUCGCAAAUGGGUGGUGUUGUAGGUGAAGACCUGUCAUGGCACGUAACUUAGCCACGGGUAUGAUAGUUUUCCAAAGGCAUUUUGAUUAUCCCUGCAAGUCGCAGCAUUAUUAAGGUAAUCCCAUGUCUGAUUGACCGGCGUAAGAGGGGAAAUGUACCCUACUUUAAGCAGAGAUGAACCAUCCAGCCGAGGGGAUGACGAGUGAGGUGACAGAAUAAAUCAACUCUCUAUAUAUGGUUUUCGUCCCUGUGCUUUGUCUCUCGUCUCCUAUUACUAUCUCGAGUUGGAUCUCAACACAUUGUACUUGAAUUACUGUGUUUUUGUGACCUCAUAUGCUUGUGUAUUUUAAUUUCCCCCUUUGUUUCAUUCGUGUACUUGUUUUGUGACCGAUUUUGUCAGAGAGAUGCAUUGCACAACAUGGUAAAGCAAUGUGUGUGCAGAAAAUUAAGUGCCACGGUGAAGAGAUUUUUUUUUUGUGUUUCGUUUUUUAUGUUAUAUAUAUUCUUUGUGCAUUAUUUGUUACCAAACUUGGUGUUUUUAACUCUGCUUGUUGAAGAGCCGGAGGGUUUGGUCAUUUGUUAUAAAAGCUACCUCUAAGUUGUUUUUCUUUUUUUCUUUUUCUUUUUUUUUUUUGCAAAAGCACAUUAUUAUUUUUGUUCGUUUGUUUGUUCGUUUCGCAUCAUUUCCUCAUUGCAACUUCAUCUCGUGCUUUCAAAUGUCAAAUUUUUAAAAUUGUGUUUUUAGGUGAACAUUUUAUAGAAAGGGUGAGCUAGAGAUUGGUAGGACGGAAGGAGUCGUUUGAAUGGAUGAUGUUUAUUCUUCUCUCUCCCCCGCUCCCCGACCAUAGAAGAGCAGACAAGCAAUUUCGAAGCCUUAAGUGUGGGUAAGAGGGAUGCGCGGACACGUGGAAGUACUUGUACUUUUGAGAAGGUUGGCAAAAAAAAGAAGAAAAAAAAGAAUUAAACUUGAAAAUAUGUGAAUAGAAUAGUAGUUUUGUAAUGUGAAAAAAAAGGAGAGGUUCGCCAACGGCUGAACCACCAAGAACAGGUCAUAUUUGCAGUGAUGCGGAGUGCGUUGGACAAUUGGAACUGCAAGUGGUAAUCAAUAGAAGAUUAAAAAAAAUAAACACACACACACACAAGGUUAAAAAUAGCAAAAUCUCUUGGUCAAUGACUUCUCUUGAAACAUGAGUGUAUUCCUGAACAAGAGCCACCAGAGGCAAUUUGAUAUAUAAAAAUUGUGAUAUUUUUGUAUUCAGUGUCGGUCCCUUUUCCAUUUGUCGAGGGUUUCAGCAGGGCACAAAUAUUUGUAUUUUUUUUUAAACCUUUUUUUUUCCUCUGCGAGUGUGAAUCGUUUUGCCUUGCUCCUCUUUGAUAUUGUCGGACAUAACACGUGCGUGAACAUAUUGUAUUAAGUGUUGCUUUCUGGAUGUCAAUUGCAUUGUAGGUGAAGGACUAAAUCUGCCACAAAUUUGUGAGUGUGUGUGUGUGUGUGUGUGUGUAUGUGGGAAAAAAUAUACUAAAAAAAAAAAAAAAACAACGGGAUGGCAGGGCGACUGCUAACCGACCAAUUAGUACUUGUCAUUCAUUUUUCCAGUCAAACUUGAUUGUCAACUUUUUUUUUGUACUUGAAAAAAAAAGAAGGGAUGGCAUGUCCCAUGGUGUCUUGCCAUUUUAUUCUCAAACACUGUGAGCUGAGGGGCUUCCCCCCACCCCCCUUAUAAAGUAUCCACCUAUUAUAAUAAUAAUAACUAGUCGUGGCUCAAAGUAGCCAUGGCAGUUCACAGUCUGAAACCACCAUAUCCCAAGAGCUGUUCAGUCACAAUAUUCCUAUCAUUGUUCUCUGAAUGUUUUCUACUUUUUUGUGGGGUUGCGCGCGUGUGUGUCUGUGUGUGUGUGCGCGCCUGUGUGGGUGUGCAUGCAUGUAAGUGUGUGUGUGUGUGUGCGCGCGCGCAAGUGAAAAAUGCACUAAUCAGAUCAGAUACAAAAUAAAACAAUGUUCUAUGCCACUUUUUUCUCUAUGUUGGAAAAAUAUAUAUAGAUAUAUACAUUGGCAUCGAUAUAGUUCUUCCCUCAGUGUUCCUCCGAUGUUUCUGUACUAUCUUUGUGCCUAAAAAUGGAAAUUGUUCAACGAAAAUGUCCAUCUAUAUUUGCCUAGUUUCUGUAUUUUCAGAAGAAAAUGAUUAAAAAAAAAAAAGAAGUGUCUCCAGCACCCAAGGGAUGUCAUGACGCUCUAAAAUGACCUGAAUUCGGAGUCUGGAUAGAGCGGGGCUUCUUUUCCUUAAGCAAUACCCCCUAAACACACCAUUCAGUUCUGUUUCUCCCCGCCUUCUCCACGAGCAGCAUCCAAGACCGUGUCAUGUCUUUACCGGCACAAAUCCAAGGACAAGGAAACACAUAGAAAUCCCAGAGUACAGUGCUGAAAUGUGCUAAAGCUCUUCAGACACAAAUCUAUUCGCCAAGCACCAAUUUGUAUACUUUUUACUGAACUCAUAUUAGUUCUCGGUGGCUCCGCUUGCCCGUGCACUGAGAAAUUUAACACUUGCAUAAUUUUCUCAUUGAGAGAAUUCCCCCACCCGACCCCCCACCCAGUCAGCAACAGGUUUGCUGAUGAGUAUAUAGUUGCUCUUAAAAAAACCACCAUUUGGGUUGGUUUGGCUUAAGGGUUGUCCCCUUUUGCUUUGUUUUUCUUGUUUAAAGUACUUUUUGUUUCUACAUAUGCAUUUAGAAUGGGACACUAAAAAUUGUCAGAUGGGGAAUCAUGGCAUCCCUGGAGCGGGCACUCUGUGUUUUGGUGUGGUGUUUCUAGAACAAGUAGUCAUUUCAUGCAGUGUUGCCAUGCAUGUGCCAUUGAAGUCUAGACUAAAAACUGAGUAACAAAGCACCAAGACAUUGUAUUUUUUAUAUUAGCACUGAGGACCAAUUGCCCUGUCGGACCAAGCAUAACAAAGCUUUUCUCUUUCUCUCUGUCUUUCCCUGGCUUGUCUGUACUACUUUUCUUCUCCAUUGUCGUGACAGCACAAGUGCCAGUCAAGUUGCUCUGUAUUAAGUACAUAGUGUUUUUAUUAUGAUUUUGAAUUGUUAUAGUUUUCGUCUACCUCAGCACCUAAUCUUAGCCUAAUCUUAGAAGGUGCCCAAUUAUUAUUUUUUAUUUUCAGUACUUUUUGUUGUAAAUUGUAUAAAUAAAAAAAAAUCUUUUUUUUUUUCCAUUUGCAUUCAAGCUUUGCAAAGGUCCUAUGUCUUUCCCAGCGACAACAUGCUAUUUCUGUGGCGGUAUGUUUCUCGUUAAGCGGUGCCACCAACCUAUAGCCACUGUCUGUUGAUAUAGAGGUUGUUCUUUUCUUUCUUUCUUUCUUUCCACGUAGAGUCAGACACAUUUACUUGUAACAUUUCAGUGUUCUCUGAUGGAGUGUGAAAAAAUAAAAAGGAAAAAUAAAAGAUUUAAUGCUGCAGGUUCUCUUCAUGUUGUCACUAAAGUCAAUGUUGUGCCUUUGAUAGUGAAAAUAAAAAGAUUUUUUUUUUACAUCCUACUAACAGUAGAUUGUUUUUGUAGUGGAAUUCUCCUGUAUUUUUAUUUAUGAGUCGCAUAAUAAAAAAAAAGGAAUCAUGUUGUUGAGUUGUAUACUUUCAAUCUGCAGUUAGAAAAAAAAAUAAAAAUGGACUUUGGUUUGUCUGCCAUAGCCCUCUUUCUGGC